This is a messenger RNA of Mya arenaria, 1722 nucleotides long. Its product is annotated as heat shock 70 kDa protein 12A-like. The coding region runs from base 1 to 1722 and encodes 573 amino acids. Gene Ontology annotation, molecular function: ATP binding; ATP-dependent protein folding chaperone. The record is from RefSeq and is a predicted model, not a curated record. The transcript has 4 exons. NCBI's taxonomy places the organism in Eukaryota, Metazoa, Mollusca, Bivalvia, Myida, Myidae.
AUGGCAAGCAAUGCCCAAAGCAAGACACUGUUGGUAGCGGCUUUUGACUUCGGAACCACAUACAGCGGCUAUGCGUUCUCAUUCCGAUUCGACCCCAACACGAUUCAGACAAACCGGAUCUGGUACGCCAGUGGUAGGGCUUCAACUUUUUUGUCACUGAAAACACCGACAUCUGUCCUUCUGAAUCCUAAGGGAGAGUUUGACAAGUUUGGUUUCGAGGCUGAAGACAAGUACGCAGCCCUAGCUGAAGAUGAUGAGCACCACGGCUGGAGGCUUUUUCGGAGGUUUAAGAUGGUUCUGCAUAGUAAUGAGCACCUGACGAAAGACGUUACGGUAGAGGACUUUUGUGGAACACAGAUGACGGCCUUCCCGCUGUUUGUCAUGUCGAUCAAGUACCUGAAAGAACAUCUACUAAAGGAAGUUUCCAGGCAAAUAGAUAGAUUCAAGGAGACGGAAAUAUUAUACGUGUUGACCGUUCCGGCUAUCUGGGAUGACAAUGCCAAGAGAUUUAUGAGGGACGCGGCUAUAGCAGCUGGAGUAGACUCAAAACGCCUGAAGCUGGCCUUGGAACCGGAGUGUACAUCGAUCUGGUGUGAGACGCUGGGUAAGGACGUCAAAGGCUCUGUAGCGAUUAAAGGAUCACAGUUCAUGGUAGUCGAUCUUGGAGGCGGCACCGCGGAUAUAUCUGUUCAUCAGAGGAAACCAGAUGGAACUCUGAAGGAAAUCCACAAAGCCAGUGGGGGUCCAUGGGGAGGCAUCUAUGUUGAUGAAAAUUACAUGAAAAUGUUGAAUGGACUUUUUGGAGAAGAAGCUCUCAUUGACCUCCGAAAGUAUAAAACUAGUGAUUAUUUCGACGUCACUCGGGAAUUUGAACUUAAGAAACGGUCAUUUGACACUGACAAAACAAAACAUAUAAUUAUUCGUAUUUCUGCUUCGCUGUGGGAUUUUGCGGAAAAGUAUUCAGCCAAAUCUUUACAUGAACGAACUGCGUCCCUAAAUAUGCGGGAAAAUUCCAUCACCACGAGAGGCAAAGACAAGCUGAAGAUUGAUGCAGCCGUUGUCCGACCAUGGUUUGAAAGACCAAUCGAUCUGCUGAUCCAGCAUCUAAAGUCCCUUUUAGCUGAACCAAAGAUGAAAAAAGUGCGAACUGUUAUUCUGGUGGGCGGUUUCGGUGAAAGCCCGUACGUUCAGAAGAAAAUGAGGAAUGAAAUACCCGCAGUAAGGCUCAUAGUUCCUGGAGACGCGGGUCUCGCUGUGGUGAAAGGCGCAGUGAGGUUUGGAAACAAUGCCACCAUUGUCCCCUAUAGGAUAAUGAAAUACACGUAUGGGACACGAAUGUUUGAUAUUUUUGAUGGAAAGAAACAUCCAAAUGAGAAGCAGGUUUGGCUGGAUGAAAAGUGGUUGGUGGAUAAUUGUUUCAAUGUGUUCGUGCGGGUGAACGAGGAGGUGGGCAUGGGUCAACAGGUGACCAGGGAGAGUACUCCUGCUCUUAAAAUAUCCAAAACACAAGUCUACAGAACGACACAGGAUAACCCGAAGUACACAACCGACGCCGGAUGUGAACUGCUAGGGACAGUUCAGCUCGAAAGCAGCACCGAUAUUCCAUUGCAGCAGCAGGUUAUUGAAACUACGUUUAUGUUCGGGAAUACAGAACUCCUCGUCAAAAUUAAGAACACGACCACUGAAAAAGAAGCUUACAUGACCUUUGAGUGCUUCAAAUGA